Cyprinus carpio (common carp) is the source of this 1842-nucleotide messenger RNA. RefSeq lists its product as uncharacterized. The record is from RefSeq and is a predicted model, not a curated record. NCBI's taxonomy places the organism in Eukaryota, Metazoa, Chordata, Actinopteri, Cypriniformes, Cyprinidae.
UACAGUAGGUGACGAGUCUGAGCGUUAAAACUUUUCUGUCCGUUCCGCUCGCUUCACACAUACGAAGACAAACAACCAGGCUGUUUACUACAGCGUUCUGCUGCUUUCCCUAAAGAUAUCCCAAACAGCUAACAUGCAAACGAUUCAGAGACACUAGUUCACACAGAAAAGAUGGAGGACGUGGCCUCUGCCUCUGUUCUCGCAGGCCCGUCCCAGCCCACGUGUUCCCGCCCGCCGGGCUCCGAGCGCCGGAAACGUAAGUCCGGCACCGCCAACAUCUUCCAGGGUGUGAACCUGCGGCAGCUCCGGCGGCUCUUCCAGGCGGCGGGAGACCCGGACGCUGAGCAGAGGGCGCGGAUGGUGUGGGGGAACCACAGAGCGGCGUCUGGAGAGGACGGGGCGGACCGGGAGGAGGACGAGGACAGAGCCAUGGCGGAGGUGGAGACGGGUCUGGCCCAGGCGCUGGUGGGGCUCAGAGUCCGAGCGCGGAACCGAAGCGGCCUCAGGGUGGAGGCUCAUAAAGACGGCACAGGAACACGAGGGAUGCGUGGUCAUCACAGAAUCAACGAGGGCUCACUGGCACAAACCUCUGAAGUCAUAACUGGAGAUGAAGACCAUAACGUCAAUAAUGAUGAUGAUGCAUCUGCUUUGGGAGACUGUGGAGGGCAGAGCUCUUCUGAGGCUGGAUCGUGUGACCAAGCUGACUUCCUGCCCCCAGAGGAAGAGCCUCAGGGGCCCUCGGGUGGCCCCAGGUGGAGCUGGAAUGCCGUUCAGGAGAAGGACCCGGAGCGAUACCUGCACCGGAUCCGACACUGACGCAGCGGAGCAGAGCAUUGCAUCCAGUCAGAUUCCCGCCUGAGAGACUCGCAGACACCGUAGAUUUACUUGAAGCCACCGCCUCAAUCAAACGCUAGUCUUAAUCGAGCAACAAUCAACACUACAGCAUCUGCAGUGGCCAGGAAUGCACAUUAACAAUAAUCCCACAGGAUUACAGUCCUGCGAAACCUUAACACACUGUUUACGGGUUUGUGCCAUUCUCACAUCCUCAGACCUGAUGGUCUACCUUGCACAACAGUCAAACACUAUUAUAGUGACCGUUCACCUAGUAGUUCUGUCUCAUUUACUCAUCCUCAUGCGUUACAAACCUCAAAACACCUUCAUUCUUGUGCAGAGCAAAAAAAAGAUGAUAAGCUGCUCUUUUCUGACAAAUAUGAGUGAACUGAGGCAUUUGAGCUCCAGAAAAGACAAAAAUCGUCACAAAACAUUUAAAAAUCCAGCUCAUUCUUUGGGCCGAAUCUCAUAAUGCAUAUAAUGAACAUUUCCAGGUCACAUUAUACCCCAAAAUCAAAAGAUUAACAAUGAGAUAAUGUUUCUUUUUCAUAAAGCAAAUGACAACAAAACACAUUGUCAUAAGUUGCAAUGCAAUAUGGAUACAUUAUCUAUAUUGUUAAAGUAAACUAAAAAACAAAACUAACUCCCAUUAAAUGCACUGCAAAAGUAUUAAUGAUACAUUACCAAAAAAGUCAAAUAAUUAUUAUACAUUUUUUGACAUUUGGUAAAAUAUUUAUAAAUAAUGGUGCUGUCUUUAUGCUGAUAAAAUCAUUGUAUUGCAGUAUUUGUUUUACUAUAAUACAGUAAAAAUAUAGUAUUUCAGUAAUGAGAAUCACCUUUGAGCAUGAGAAUUUGAAAAUUAUGAAAAACUAAAAAUAUUGGGUAAAAACAUUUUUCCUUUUGACUUCAGGGUGAAAAGUGACUUAAUUUAGUUGGAUUCACCCAAGUAGAUGUAUUUCAGUGAAUGGAGGCGGUUGUACUGCGAAAAUUUGUUUUUAUAUAUAUAAAAAU